Molecule: messenger RNA, 699 nt
Organism: Cololabis saira (Pacific saury)
Lineage: Eukaryota; Metazoa; Chordata; Actinopteri; Beloniformes; Belonidae
Product: gamma-crystallin M2-like
Exons: 3
Coding region: 99-662 (187 amino acids)
Biological process (GO): lens development in camera-type eye; visual perception
Molecular function (GO): structural constituent of eye lens
Source: RefSeq, a predicted model, not a curated record
AGGGUUAAACCAGGUAUGACACAGUUCGGUGCAAGAGCAAGAACAGCAGCAGCAGCUCCAGCAGCAGAAAGAGCAGAAACAGCCCACAGACCAGCAAGAUGACCUCCAGCGGGAUGAACAUGAUGAGCAAGAUCGUCUUCUACGAGGACAGGAACUUCCAGGGCCGCUCCUACGAGUGCAUGAGCGACUGCGCCGACAUGUCCUCCGUCAUGAACAGGUGCCACUCCUGCCGGGUUGAGAGGGGCUGCUUCAUGGUGUACGACCGCAACAACUACAUGGGCAACCAGUACUUCAUGAGGAGAGGCGAGUACGCCGACUACAUGAGCAUGAUGGGCAUGAGCGACUGCAUCAGGUCCUGCCGCAUGAUCCCCAUGCACAGGGGAUCCUACAGGAUGAGGAUCUAUGAGAGGGAGCAAUUCGGAGGUCAGAUGCACGAGUGUAUGGAGGACUGUGAGAACAUCAUGGAUCGCUACCGCAUGUCCAACUGCAUGUCCGCCAACGUGAUGGACGGCCACUGGCUGAUGUACGAGCAGCCCCACUUCAGAGGCAGGAUGAUGUACAUGAGGCCUGGCGAGUACCGUAGCUUCAUGAACAUGGGCAUGGGCAUGAGCAGCAUGAGCAGCAUCAGGAGCAUGAAGCGCAUCACUGACUCCUGCUACUAAACUCUCUGUGAACCUAAUAAAGCUGUCAUGAACUGAA